Messenger RNA from Oryza sativa Japonica Group (Japanese rice), 2799 nucleotides. Its product is annotated as putative receptor protein kinase ZmPK1. Gene Ontology annotation, molecular function: protein serine/threonine kinase activity; ATP binding. Gene Ontology annotation, biological process: recognition of pollen; protein phosphorylation. The record is from RefSeq and is a predicted model, not a curated record. NCBI's taxonomy places the organism in Eukaryota, Viridiplantae, Streptophyta, Magnoliopsida, Poales, Poaceae.
UCAGAACUGUCAUUCAAGAUACAUUGCACCACAUGCAACAAAGUAGUAGUCAAGCUAUGCUCAUCCAAUCUCUGAAGCUCAGACCAUCUCUCCAAGACUGCAACCAUGGAUGCUCCAUUUCUUUCUACUUCCCUUGCUGUUCUUGCCACCCUCUUUUUGCUUGCUCUACCAUUGAGUGCUGCAACUCAUGAUAUUCUACCACUGAAAUCCUCUCUCUUUGUUGAAGAGUAUGAAACCAACAUCCUGCAGUCAUCUGAUGGCACAUUCUCAUGUGGCUUCUACAACAUCACUAACGCCUACAACAUCACUAGCGCCUUCACCUUCUCAAUUUGGUACUCCAAUUCAGCUGACAAGGCCAUCGUAUGGAGCGCAAACCGUGGCCGUCCCGUGCACUCAAGGAGAUCAGAGAUCACUCUGCGCAAGGAUGGAAACAUAGUCCUCACUGACUAUGACGGCACAGUCGUGUGGCAAACUGACGGUAAAUUCCCUAAUGUUCGAUAUGUUCAAUUAUUGAACACUGGUAACCUUGUCUUGAAGAACUCCAGUGGAAACAUUGUUUGGCAAAGUUUCGAUUCACCGACAGAUACUUUGCUUCCUACUCAACGCAUUCUCGCUACAACAAAGUUAGUCUCUACCACUGGGUUACAGGUUCCUAGUCACUAUACCUUCCGUUUCAGCGAUCAGUCGAUAUUGUCACUUAUAUAUGAUGACACUAAUGUUUCCGGCGUAUACUGGCCAGAUCCUGAUUACCAGUACUAUGAGAAUAAUAGGAACCUUUAUAACAGUACAAGGAUAGGUAGUCUUGAUGAUUAUGGAGAAUUUUUUUCGAGUGAUCUUGCUAAGCAUCAAGCCCGUGUUGCCUCUGAUAGAAGCUUGGGGAUUAAAAGAAGGCUUACCUUGGAUUAUGAUGGUAAUCUUAGACUCUAUAGCUUGAAUAACUCAGAUGGAACAUGGACAAUUUCAUGGAUUGCUCAACCUCAAACAUGCAUGACUCAUGGUUUGUGUGGUCCAUAUGGAAUCUGCCACUAUUCACCUACACCAAGAUGUUCAUGCCCACCUGGUUAUAAGAUGAGGAAUCCGGGUAACUGGACACAAGGUUGCAAGCCUAUUGUCGAAAUUGCAUGCGAUGGUAAACAGAAUGUAACAUUUUUGCAACUUCGAAACACUGAUUUUUGGGGUUCUGAUCAACAACGUAUUGAAAAGGUACCUUGGGAGGUGUGUUGGAACACUUGCAUAAGUGACUGCACAUGCAAGGGAUUUCAAUACCAAGAAGGAAAUGGUACAUGCUAUCCAAAAUCUUUUCUCUUUAAUGGAAGGACUUUCCCAACACCUUUUGUGCGAACGAUGUAUAUCAAACUUCCUUCAAGUUUGGAUGUUUCAAAAAAACCCAUUCCACAGUCUAGUAUACAUGAUUAUACACUAAGUGGACUUGACUGUGAUCAUUUAAACACAAUAACCACAGAGGCAGUUCGUAACAUGAAUAAGAUUGGUGGGGAGGAACCAAAAUGGUUCUACUUCUAUGGGUUUAUCGGUGUGUUUUUCAUUGUUGAGGUUUUCUUCUUCGCAUUUGCAUGGUUCUUUGUCUUGAGGAAGGAGAUGCGGUCAUCUCAAGUAUGGAUAGCUGAGGAAGGCUACAGGGUGAUGACUAGUCAUUUCCGAAUGUAUAGUCAUAGAGAGCUGGUUAAGGCAACUGAAAGGUUUAAACAUGAGCUUGGAUGGGGAGGUUCAGGAGUUGUCUAUAAGGGAAUAUUGGAUGACGAUCGAGCAGUGGUCAUAAAAAAGUUGGAAAAUGUCACGCAAAAUAGGGAGGAGUUUCAGGAUGAGUUGCAUGUUAUUUCAAGAAUCAACCAUAUGAACCUAGUAAGAAUAUAUGGUUUUUGCUCAGAAAGAUUCCAUAGAUUGCUGGUCUUAGAGUAUGUUGAGAAUGGAUCAUUGGCUAAUGUACUGUUCAACAGUAAAAUCUUGUUAGAUUGGAAGCAAAGGUUUAAUAUUGCUUUAGGCGUUGCAAAGGGACUGGCUUAUCUUCACCAUGAGUGCCUAGAGUGGGUCAUUCACUGCAACCUAAAGCCAGAGAACAUUUUGCUGGAUGAGAAUUUAGAACCUAAGAUCACUGACUUUGGGUUGGCAAAGCUGCUUAGUAGAUCUGGCUCUAAUCAAAAUGUUUCACGAGCACGAGGGACCAUAGGUUACAUUGCUCCAGAAUGGAUAUCUGGUUUACCAAUAACAGCAAAGGUUGAUGUAUAUAGUUAUGGAGUCGUUCUUCUUGAGCUAGUGUCAGGAAGACGAGUCUUUGAUUUAAUCGUUGGAGAGGAUAAGACGAAGGUGCAUGAGAUGCUCAAGAAGUUUAUUAAGAUGAUUUGUUAUAGAUUGGACAAUGAGAAAUCAUUGUGGUUAGCAGAGUUCGUAGAUUUCAGAGUGGGUGAUGAAUUCAACUACUUGCAAGCAAAAACUUUGGUAAAGUUGGCUGUGUCCUGCUUGGAGGAAGAUAGGAAGAAAAGGCCAACAAUGGAAUCAAUAGUGGAGAGCCUCCUUUCAGUUGAUUUAGCUAGAAGUUAAUAAAAUAAUAAUGUACCGAAGGGAGAAUAUUUAUAAUAUUGGAGUCCCUUGGUGGUAUGUUAUUGCGAGGACCAUACUAAUUCUAGAAGUCUUCAUUUCCUAGGAUUACUGUAAUGUGUAUAAUGUUCUAUAUAAUUGUGUGUUUUACUUAUAUCUCGUAAUUUUUCCAUGUUAUUUAGUAAUGGUCUAAUGGAAUGGUGGUGGUAUAUUUUUCUAGUUUUUUUUAUAUUGGCAAAGUAAUGC